GAUGGAUAAUCAAAUAUAUAAGGUUACACUCAACAUGUAUGAUUUGUCUUAAGGAAUGGCCAAAUAAUUUUCACCUAUGUUUUUAGGCAAAUAAAUUGAUGCAAUUUGGCAUACAGGAAUAGUAGUGUAUGGAAAAGAAUAUUUUUUUGGUGGAGGUAUUUGUGCUUAAGCUCCUAAAACAACUAUAUAUGGAUAUCCAAUAGAGGUUUAUUAAUUAAUUCUAAGAAUUAGGAAAGAGAAUUGGGAGAAACAGAAAUACCACAGAAUACAUUUGAAGAAUUCUUGAGGAGUAUAAGUUCAAAUUAUACAAUGGAAAAAUAUGAUCUAUUUAAAAAUAAUUGCAAUAAUUUUACUAAUGAAUGUGCUUAAUUUUUAGUUGGAAAAGGAAUUCCUGAAAAUAUUACAGGUAAAUCAUUAUAUCUCUAUUCACAUUAGGAUUGCCAUAAGAAUUUUUAAAUACUCAAUUAGGUUAAAUGCUUAAACCAGUUAUAGAAUAAAUCACUAAUAAAUAGGCUUCUGAUUAGACUGAACAUUUUAAUUAUCUAAACAAUUAAGAAUUACAGGCACUAUAAAAUUUUUAAAAUAUAAAUCCCUAAAUAAUAAACUAAUAAUAACCUUAACCACAAUUGAAUGUUCCCUUGUCUUAAACAGUAUAAGCAGCUUAAUAACCACAAUAAUAGCCUUAAUAAAUAGAUACUAAUGUUAUACCAAUUGAAGAUUCAGAAUCCUACUUUUGUUUGAUAGAAAGUAGUCCUUAAUGUAUUAUUGAUUUUUAUACUGAAUGGUGUGGACCAUGCAAAACAAUUAAACCAUUGUUUCAUAAAUUAUCUCUUGAAAAUCCACACAUCAAUUUCUAUAGUGUGAAUAUUGAGAAGGUAAGCAUUAAAUUUAUUAUAAAUUAAGGUCAGAGAAAUAGCAGAUUCAUUAUAAGUAACUAGCAUACCAACCUUUAUCACUUAUUAGAACGGACAAUAGAAAGAUAGAUGGACUGGAGGACAACAUCAUAUGUUAACAAAUAAUAUAUAAAAAUUAUAAUGA
Messenger RNA from Paramecium pentaurelia, 1038 nucleotides. NCBI's taxonomy places the organism in Eukaryota, Ciliophora, Oligohymenophorea, Peniculida, Parameciidae. The record is from the annotation of a GenBank genome assembly.